This is a messenger RNA of Cyclopterus lumpus (lumpfish), 6817 nucleotides long. It is a transcript of the gene rtn3, whose product is annotated as reticulon 3. The record is from RefSeq and is a predicted model, not a curated record. Lineage: Eukaryota; Metazoa; Chordata; Actinopteri; Perciformes; Cyclopteridae. Gene Ontology annotation, biological process: neuron differentiation; endoplasmic reticulum tubular network formation; brain development. The transcript is spliced from 2 exons. Gene Ontology annotation, cellular component: postsynaptic density; neuron projection. The coding region runs from base 291 to 3134 and encodes 947 amino acids.
GGGAAGAAACCUUCAGGAGAGCAACAGAGGAGGAUCCCUCUCCCCGGAUGGACAGAUGAAUAGAUGUCAUGUGUACAGAAUGAACAGCAUUACAGCGUUACCCCAAAAAUUAAGCCCACAAGCGAGUACAAAUUUGUAAACAAACGUCUUUUGAGAGCUUUUUUGGAAAGGGGAAAAGGCCCAAUGAGGAGACAGAAGACUUCCAAGAAGAAGAAAGAUGCUUUUUAAAAGACAAUAUCAGGAGUCCUUCUUCAAAUACGUGUUUAUCGCUACAUGUGAUUCUCACGUGAAUGGUGCAAUCAUUCAGCGCAAAUGACAAAAGAGUGGUCCUGGGCUCUGACAAGCCCAGCGAAGGCGUUGCGACAUCCCUCCGCUUUCCUUCUCAACCUGGCUCAUUCACCCCCGGUAAUUACGGGAGUGAAGCAGGGCCACCGGAUGGACAACUGGAUUCCCCGAUAAAGACGUCUCCUGUGUCUGAACGAAUAAAGGCACUGGAAGCUCUUGCUGCCAAAAAAAAGGAUCCUGAUUUUAGAAGUGAUGGAGGUUUCGCUCACUUCAGAGAUCGCCACCAUGAGAAAUCGCCCAUCGACUCCCCCAAAUCGCCCAUCGACUCCCUCGAAUCGCCCAUCAACUCCCCCAAAUCGCCCAUCGACGCCCCCAAAUCGCCCAUCGACGCCCCCAAAUCGCCCAUUGAUGCCCCCAAAUCUCCCUUUGACUCCCCCAAGUCUCUCACCGACACCCUCAAGUCUUUCACCAACACCCCUCUCGCUGAGAUCCCAAAAUCUACCAUUGAGAAAAUGACACCAACUGUCCAAAAAAGAGAUGGUUCAGCUGAUCAGGAGUCACCAGAAUCCCCUUUUGAAAUACUUGGAGAUUUAAGACAAGUGAAUGAAUUUGAAGAAACCGAAGAGUGGAUGAAGGCUCAUGUACCUCCUGUGCCAGACUUUGAUGCUGUAGAUUUAAUUAAAGGCACCCUGACUUCUGACAAUAUCACAUCAAAGAAGGAGAAGGGGACUGAUACUCCUGCUGCCUUUGCUGGUGUCCCUGCUGCUUUCAUGGAUUUUUCAGCUCAGACUACAAAACUGAAGGAUGAGUUCAGUGAUGGACAGAAGCAGUCAAGUGUUGAGGAAGAGUCUGAGUUUGACCUCAGCUUUUUGCCAACAGCCUACAUGUGGGAUCAGCAAGAGAAAUUGGGUGCCCAGGCUACAUCAAAUCGUGAUUCUGUGCUUCCAGCUUUACCUGCACCUCCUGCAGACUUUGACGCCCCAUAUCCUCUUGUCUGUCCACCAGUUGGUAUGGACGUUAAACACAAUGUUUCAGAUGACAAGAAGAUCAUGUGGACCGGAGAUCUGGAGCCCCUAGAGCCAAGCGAAGCGGACAGCUCAGGAGAGUCAGACGAAACUGUCAUUGAAGAUGGUGUCACUGUUACUGCAUCUGUUCUUCUUGCGUCUUCUGAUCCAGCAGUUUCAAAUGAUUCUAUUCUUGCUUUUGCAAAUCCCAAUCUGGCCACUGAGGAAAAUGAGCCUCCUCCACCAAAGUCUGAGAGGAAGCUAAUGCAGGUUCCUACAAUAAAUGUUAUUGAGACCGAUGAGCCAAAUUACAGUGAAGAAGAGAUGGAAAUGGAGCUUGAAGAUCAGGAUUAUGAGGCUGUAAAAGAACUUGCUAGAGAAGCUCCAAAAACCCCAGAGCCGGAUGAUGGAAAAAAUGAACUACCAAAAGCACGCCCCUUAGAAACAGAAUUCAUGGAAGGCUACUCUCCUCCAUCCUCACCUGUGGACUCUGAUGCUGAGUACUCUCCUAAACACAACAUACUCACAUCUUUACCUAAAACAGUAAAUCAGGAAUCAUUAUCAAAACCUGAGGCCCAAUCCAAUCAAACCCAAUCUGAAAAAUCACAGACCACCUCCAGUAAAGUAAAGGAUGAACCUUCCACUUUCAAAGUCACAAACAAAGAAGUGGACUUUCCAGAUAAUGAUGACGAGUGGUCAGAUGAAGCACAAGCGAUCCUGGUCAAACCUUGCAAGACUGGUCUUUCAUUCAUGGAAACCACUGCUUGUACCCAAUCCAAGAUAGAUGAAAAGAGCAACACAGCUGCAAAGGAUGCUUACAUGGAGACUGCUUCUCGUUCUAACACUAGCUUCAUGCAAGAUGAUAUAUAUGACAGACAAUCAUUUGAUUAUGAUUAUGAUGUAUCGUGUCCCUUGGAUGACAUUGAUGACAAAGGGUUCAACAAUGCUAAGCAGCGGUUUCUUUCUGAUCCUUCUCAAAUCCUCAUUGAACCACUGAAUGCAGAUAGUCCAAAUCUGGACGAUCUCAGUUCAGGAAAUGAUGACGACGCCUUCCCCAAGCCAGUUGGUCAGCCAUCUCAAUAUCCCAGAGAUCCAUAUUCCUCUUUCCAAAGCGAGACCCAAAGUGGCAUCAAUGAGCAAAAUUUGAUUGGGAAAAUGACCACUGAUGUUGUUGCAGAUAACAUGGCAAAUGGCAGCUUCCUCCCAGCACAGAAAACCACCUCAAAGAUCGAGCAGGACACUAAAGCAGGCCACCAUGCACCUAACUCAACAAGCAACACAGAAAGUAUUGCCCCAGGCAGCGUAAUGUCUGAGCCUACAGAUAGUUUUGUAGAGUUCAUGCGAGAGUGCCUGAAAUCAAGGCAGGAUGAAGAACCUGACGACGCACACCAAGCUGUCUCUUGCAAUAACCAGUUGUGCAAAACCGGUAUGCCUCCUUCUCAGUCUACUCCAACCAUGGUGAUGGAUCUUGAACAAGAACGGCUUACUAUCAACGCUCUCAAAGAGUUGAGCAGUAGUCAAGAAGAGGAAGAGGUGGAGCCUCUCUAUUCGAGGGUUCCUGACCAGAGCAAAGCUAAACCCAGCGCGACAUCUACACAGCUUUCUUCCUUUGCCGCAGUUCCUAAUCCUUCAUGUUCCCAAAGCAACCAAGUGUUUGACAGCACGUAUUCCAAAGAGGUAGAAGCCAUCGACGAAUGGGUGGCUGAAGCCUAUCAUCUUGCUGAGCAUGUCUUGACAGCAAUACUAACCCACUUAUCAGGUAACACUUCUUUCUUAUGGGCAGUAGGCCUGCUGACCUCAUGCAGUCCCCUCAAUACGACCUAUUUUCUCACUUGCACCUUGUGACAGCCUGCUUUUUUUUUACAUAUUGUAUACAUGUAGGAACAGGCUUUAUGGCAAGUAGAAAACACCCAUUUUGUUAUUGCAAACAGACCUUCACGACCCUCUCCUUCUGUCGGUCUGUGGAGUGUAGCGUGUCCCCUGAUACAUAGUGGCCACAUAUACUUCUACUAAGAGAGCGUAAAGGCCUUAGUAUGCUUCAAAUAAACAAAGUCGAAAACAUCUAAUUUCAAAAGUUACUUUACCAGUUCACACUCCCCUACGGUGUCCCUUCGUCGGCAUUCAUGGCCUUUUACUUGUUCAAACACAUGAAAAGUGAUGAAGUUAUUGUGUGGAGAAUAGAAAAAGUGCUUAUUUUUGCUACUUAUUGGCCAACAUCUGCCAGCAAUAUUUCAAAAGGAACUGUCAAACCGGUUUGAUAUUAAGCCAUACACAGAACCGGUCUACCACAUUUUACUACGACUAAAAAAAAUUAACUCCUUUUACAUGUCCCAUGUCUUCCAAACCACUUACAGUUAACAAUAUUUAGCUUUGUUUGAGAAUCCUCUUAUUUUGUAGAUUCAGUCAAUCAUGUGCCAAUCCUACAACCCAUAGUAACUAGUGCAAAUUAUGGCAUGAUAUGUGCAGACAAAAUGCAAAAAAGGAGGUGAUUCAAUAAGGACUACAGAUACAGCUCACUGAGAGAAGCACCUCUAAAUGUCCAAGGAAACCACCCUUUGGGUUUACAUGUAAUGUACAAUGACAUUUCAAAGUUAUGAUGAUUUCAAGUAGCUAGUUACAGAAAACUGCCUUGAAAGUCAUUGGGCUAUUUGAAUACUAAAGUAUACUAAAUACUAAAUCUGUAGAGACUGCAGUUGUCACACUUAUAGUAUCCAAACCAGUGUAGUGUGCUAUUGACACCAAGGCUGCAUAUGGUCCAGUGAUCAUUUGAGCUUUGGACCCUCUCCUGCCCCUCUGUCCUUUACAGCUUGGCAGUGGUCCAUUGACAGAGUGGGGGUUUAGAUAUGGCGCCCAAGUGUUGCCUUGCAAGAACCUUGGAAGUCACGGGGUACAGUCAAUCCCCAGUGUCAGGUUUCUGUCUUGAUGCAAGUUUCCACAGCCCACCUGAUGAAGACCAUGACAAGGCAAACAAAAUCAUGCAAAAUUACUUUCAUAACUCUCUAAUUAUUUGUUGUCGUAAAUCACUCUUGGGUUUAGGCAAGAUGCCAUCUUGGGAAAUUGGUUUGCUGUCCGGUCUUUCAGUACUCACUUGUCCAAUUUUCCUCUUCGUCUAUGUCUAGCUGUACUUUUCCCAAAAAUGUUUUUUUAUUUGUCAGCUGAUACAAACCAGCCUGUUUCUAAGCAUCACAGCAUACAGUGAUAGUUAUUACUUUCCAUUAGAAGUUGACCAGAGCAAGGGCAAAGUACUGGUGGGUAUUAGUUUUCAGUUACAUUAGACAUUUCUGCAGGAACCUCCCCUUCUCUGCAAACCCGAUCUCCAUUCCACACACAGGCUGGUAUGCAGACAGUAAUCCUGACGCAUUCAGUGGUACGUCUACAUGUGUUAAAUAUUUUAGCCUAAAUUGGCACACCAGUGAACAGAGUGCUGGUGCUCUGGCGACCAGAAAACUAUGGGAAAGUUCAGCUUUAUUUUCAAGGAUUCAGCCAGGAGUAGGCUAGGUAGUGGAGUAGCCAUAGGUCCUUGCUGGGUUAGCUUAGCUUCUAUCUCCGCUCUUCUUCUGGGCCAGUCGACUCCGCUGGCAGUGGUGUUUGAACCGGCAGGUCUUGCUGUGUUGGUCAGCCGUGGGCAGUGAUCUUCUCAAGGUCCACUGCACUUAAUCCAAUCCCCAAGUUUCUUUUUCCGAUGUUGUUGAAUGUAUUGUCAUAUGCCAUAAGUUCUCCAGUAAUAAACAAAGAAUAGAUUAUAUGAGAGCUACUAGCCGCAGCAUACAUGCUGUCAUGUUCAUUGCUCUGUGCUUGAACAAGCUUGUUAGCUGUGCACAUCAUGUACAUGUUUCCUAAUUGAGAUAUUAAUGAUUUAGUGUUGAAGAGGAAGCUCAGUUUAUGUGUCUGGUUCUGUAGAGGAGCCUGUGUUGUUGAAUCCUCCCCCUCCAGCCAGCUUGAGCUAUUUUAGUGCUCUUCUGCAGUGCCGCUCCACAACUCUGGUUAUUAGGCGGGGGAGUUUGUUUCAGUUGGUGUGCCUGUCGUCAUGUGGAAUAUGCUAGACAAUUUCUGCAUCGCAUUUCAAGUUUUUGGUCCCAAUUCUAUCCCGGCCAUCCGUCAGUGAAAUCCACAGUGUUGGCAAACGUGAUCCUCUAAAUUUCUUUGUGGGCUAGUUCUAAUAGCAGACUUUGUCAAGCUGUCAACAAUUAGUUAAAAUACAACAUUCCAUUUGUGCUGCUAAGCUAUCUGACAUGGACCUGUAAUGUCUGUUUUGUUGGUCAUCUUGUUUUAGUUUUUCAAUGAAAAACUUCAGUCAGUAUAUGUAUUGGGGUCACAUCAAAAGUAGAGCAAGGUUUGAACAGGCUUAAUGGCUUGUUACUUAAAAUAGUCUUAUUGCCAUAUAUGCCAUUGGAACAGUAAUUAAUCACACUGCUCAUAAUGUAUCAUGGCUACCAGUCACUGUUUUGGUUUUCCAUCCCAAUAACUUUGCUCUGAUAAGCCCACUGUACACUACCUGCCCAGCAUCGAACAGCAGGCAACCACAGUUGGCAACAAGCUACUGCAAUAUUCAGCAUGUGAGGAAAAGGGCUGGAUGUCGUCUAAAUAAUUACAAUAGGUGUACCCUUCAUGAUACCGAUACUGUGUGUGUGUCACCCUUCUGCACUGCGCUCAUACAGCUGUUACCGCUGAUAAGGUGGACGUGUAAGGCCCCUCCUUGAGUUCCACGGUUAGCUGUCAGCAUUGUUACUCGUUGUUGGAGCUCUUUGCACUGUCAUCAGCGGUAGCUUCUAGCUACCGGCUCAAAGAUCUCCAUGUUGAGAACCAUGUGUAGGCAAUCCCGUCUCUUGCGGUUUUGGGUCAAUCACACGUCCUAUUAAACCGAAGAGUGCUUGUGGUGAUUGGCUGCGGGUAAAUCUUACAAAUAUUACUCUUUUUUUUUUUUCUCGAUCUCGGCACAUAAUGAUUGAUUGCAGGUAUCAUUUGACUGAAGUUUCGAUACUACUUGGUACCGGAUCAUUUUGGUCGAUACCUUUUUCAAGGUAUCUCGUACCGAUACCCAGCCCUAGAUGGUGGAGACCAAACCAGAGUUAAAAGGAGACUGAGUUGUUAGCCCCUGCAUUCAUCUUCUUUAUUUCACUAGACAGUAACUGACAGAAUAUUUGGUCAAUGUGAUAAAGUGCCGUGUGCUGUAGGUCCACUACCAGUUCAGAAGAACAUCUGUCCUGAAUGUUCUCUGAUUGGAUAAGGCAUAAUUAUGUAUUAUAGUGCCCAGUUGUCUGUCCUUUGAGACAAAACAACAGAUGGCUUGGACUCGGAUGACAUGGACCAGCAUGCCUAUGGAUUUAUUCACAACAAUCCCUUUCUGCCAAAUAGUUUAACAUUUGCUCUUUACAUUGCGUGUGGAUUUGAAUCAUGACAGAGACCUAAAACAUCAGAAAGUGUACUAAAGCAGAACAUAUGAUGUCAUACUACUCCGCUCCUCCACGACCUUCACUGGUUAUCGGUGGCCGCCCGCAUCCGCUUCAAAACAUUGGUACUUGCGUACC